AUGCCUCCGAACCCAAGAAAAGACCUGCCCCCUCCGGCAGAACCACAGUUCGGUCGCAAUUUCGACCCGUGGAAUUCCGUCUCGGCCGGGCACCAGCGCGCCGAGACGCGCGGGCCACAGGGAUGGCGCGAGUCGCGCAACCUGAAGAUGAAUGGCCAGUUCCGAGCGGGCAACGCGGGCGGCCAGCGCAUCCCAGACACAGUGGGCGCCGGGUCCGACGACUUUGACGAGCGCCUGGGGAUGCUCGUGCCCAAGGAGCUGCGUGCCCGCGCUGCAAAGAGCGUCGCCGACAUGCUGCGCAACCCGGGGAGCAUGCGGCGCACCACCAAAAACGCGCCCUUGUCGUCUUCCACUUUGGGUGGGUCUGGGAAUGAUGUUGCGGGGGAGGGGAACGGGGAAGAUGGCGGCGAUGCUGGGAACUCUGAGCUCGCAGAUAGGGGAUACGAAGUUGGUGACGAUGGGAGGACGAGCCAAAGACAAGUGCAACAGCAACAACAACAACAGUCCAGGAUCUUUGAUGGCCUCGUGGUCUACGUCAACGGCAGCACCCAUCCGCUCGUCUCGGACCACAAGCUCAAGCACCUGCUCUCGGAGCACGGCGCCCGCAUGUCGCUCCAUCUGGGCCGCCGUCAGGUCACCCAUGUCAUCCUGGGGAAGCCGUCCGGCCCGAACGGUGGCGCCGGCGGGGGGUUAGCCGGCGGCAAGCUCCAGAAGGAGAUACGCCGAGUUGGCGGGUGUGGCAUCAAGUCUGUGGGUGUAGAGUGGGUGCUGGAGAGCGUCAAAGCCGGCAAGCGGCUUCCCGAAGCAAGGUUCGCCCAGCUCAAAAUCGCCGCUCAGCGCCAGCAGAGUGUUCUCGGAGCCUUCUCG
Messenger RNA from Canariomyces notabilis, 867 nucleotides. RefSeq lists its product as uncharacterized. The record is from RefSeq and is a predicted model, not a curated record. The annotation marks the transcript as partial. Gene Ontology annotation, biological process: error-prone translesion synthesis; error-free translesion synthesis. Gene Ontology annotation, molecular function: DNA-directed DNA polymerase activity; deoxycytidyl transferase activity. The transcript has 2 exons. NCBI's taxonomy places the organism in Eukaryota, Fungi, Ascomycota, Sordariomycetes, Sordariales, Chaetomiaceae. Gene Ontology annotation, cellular component: nucleus.